AUGUUGGAGCGCCAGCAGCGGCUCGAGUGUGGCCGCCUCCUUAACGCGCUCACCUUCUUCUCCACGAUGCUACAAAGGCACCUUGGACCGUUUUCCUCAGCAACAUUCCUGGUUUUCGCGCUAAUUUUAUCCCUCGCCCAAUCACAGAUUACCGCCACGGAGAACUCUUUCGGGUCUACCAUAAGAGCUAACGACCCUUUGCAUAUCGAUUGGAGCCCUGCACCAGAAGCUGAAGACGGUCCAUCAUUUUCAGCUGGAGCUCUGAGGGACAAGAAGUACCUACCGGUUGAAAUCGGGGGUAUAUUUGCAGCAUACGGGGUGUCACUGGUGCUGGUUGCCGUUACUCUGCUUUCACUCGCGAAAAAGCGACGACAGCAUCUACAGGCAGGACAAGACGACCUCGAAAUCGACAAGCCCAAGUAUAUCUACGGCGUGGAGUCACCGACGAGUGGUGCAAUUAGUCCGUACCUACACUGUCCUGCGCCUAGGGCUUCAGGUCAGGCUUUUCCGUAUCCUCCGCCGUUGAGAACCCAGUUUGACGACAGUUCCCUUCCACCUCACGCACCAUACAUCUAUCCAUCACCAACAUCAAUUGUCACUGCUCCAGGAGUAGACCCUGCAGUAGACCCUGCGGUUGUGUCUGCAGACAGAGAAAUGGCCCAGGAUCAGCUGGAAGCCAUGUACAAACAUGUCAUGGAGCAUGAAGAUGCGAAACAGCGAGGAGUAGUUCUAGAUGCGCCAGUAAUUCCUGGGAUCGGUGAACGCCACUCAAGCUCCGACAAGUCCGUGACCUCUCUUUCUGAGAGAGGCAGAGCAAAGCCAGCCAAUUUGAGCCUUGGCGCGGCGUGCGGAGACAAAGCGCAUUCCAGGACCUCGUCCUUGUUGGCCGCUCUGCGUUCACCUCGGAAGAAGCAGCCGAAAGGGGUGAACAUCUCAUCCCCAAUCAUGACACCACAAUCAGCGACCUUUCCCAGGCACGAGCCACAAGAAAUGAGUGUCAUUCCUCCAAGGACUUAUGCCCCCGCACCACCGCCUCCAAUUCCCACGGACCAGGUACCCUUUGUCGCGCAGGUCAGGAAUAGCGUUGCACCUUCCGCUCCCAAUAUGUCUCCUCAAAGCGUUCAAACCAUAGAUGAGCGUAUUAACGCGCAGCUCGGUCCGUCCGGCAAUUCCAAGUCUGCAUCACGCGCCAUUUCGGAUGUCGACCCAAUUUCAGCUACUUCAGAACACUCGCAGACACCUCUUGUGGGACUACCCUCUUCCCCCAAGCCUGGGGCCACAUUCGCCCUCCUUCCUACGUCACCGAAGCUGGGUGCCACCUUUUCCAGGACAAACCUUCCUUCAGCAGUCCGUACCGGUGGCAAUUUGCCAUUAAGAGCUUAUGAACCAGCGCCCAGCUCUCCUUCGGCUACCUCGCAGGCUACGAAGCAGACCGUAUUCGAGCGAAGGGGUCCGCUUUCACCUACUACUGGAAGAACGCCCAUGACUGCUUGGGCUGUUCCGUACUCGCCUUACCAACCAUUCACGCCGGUCGUGCCCAUCACGCCGUCGCUCGUCACCAAGGAAGAUCGCAAGAGAAUGAGGAGGAUGGUGCCGAAGACGCCAACAGACGCUGCACAAAACUGUCGAGCGCAAAGUCGGAAACGUCCAAGUAGACACGAUGUUAGGGGGAUUCCAACACACAAACCAUCAAGCACGACUGCUGCCUUUCACCUUGUUUUCUGUCGACUUUCACAUUCUUUUUCGUUUCCUUUGUCCUUGCUCUUUAUUGCACGAAAACGAGACGCAGCUGACAGGCCACUCAUUGAUGCUGUUAUGAGCACUUAUACCCUUAGCCACACUUCUUUUUUUUUGUCUUAUUUUCCAUCUCAUAUAUACAUGCCACUGAAUUAUGAUUUGCAAAAAGCAAGGUCUCAGAAACUGGGUUGUAUCAAGUAA
This is a messenger RNA of Ustilaginoidea virens, 1938 nucleotides long. RefSeq lists its product as uncharacterized. The transcript has 3 exons. The record is from RefSeq and is a predicted model, not a curated record. Bases 1 to 1938 code for a protein of 645 amino acids. NCBI's taxonomy places the organism in Eukaryota, Fungi, Ascomycota, Sordariomycetes, Hypocreales, Clavicipitaceae.